Molecule: messenger RNA, 293 nt
Organism: Staurois parvus
Lineage: Eukaryota; Metazoa; Chordata; Amphibia; Anura; Ranidae
Source: the annotation of a GenBank genome assembly
GGAUGGGGGGGGUGGAGGAUAGCCAUCCUUGACAGGAGAACACAAGCACAAGAUGCCAAGAUUUGUGUGCAACAGGGGCGGACUGACAACUCAUGGGGCCCCCAGGCAAUAGGGGAUCAUGGGGCCCCUGUGUCCUUGCCCACACUCAAAAAAGCCUAUGAAAAAGGUACCAGGGGCAUCUCAUGGGGACCCCUACUGACCCCGGGCCCGCGGGCAGUGCCCGAGUUUCCAAAUGGUCAGUCCACCCCUGGUGUGCAACAUAACAUCUUGCUUUGCCUCUGUUAAGAACUUUG